AAUCCAGGAUGUCGACGUCGUCGUUAAAUUUGAAAGUGAAGGUGAAGAUGUUGCCACUCUUCAAGGUGCAAUUGAGCAACACAAAGAAGAAGUUAUUCUCUCUGAUGAUCAAGAGAUCGGUGCUGUGAAGUUCAACUUGACUUUAGUAGGUGCUUAAUUCGAAUUCUAAAAACUUGUUAUACAUUUCUUAUCGUUGUAUAUUGUUGGCGGUUUGCAGGUUAAGCUGUGUAUAGGUAAUUCUUCCUGAUACCCUUAUUUACUGAAUUGGGACCGUAUGACAAGACACAUGCUAACCCCGCAAAAAGAGAAGAACCAAUGACUUCAUUUUUCAUUGCUGUGGUCGGCAGAUUCUUCCCCCUCAUCCUUAAUAUAUCCGAAUGAUCGUUACUGUGCCCUAAACAAAUCUGCUUGUAGACAUGGAAGUAACUCAUUAAAGGAUUGUAAUUAAUACAUUUACUGAAGUGAAUUCUGCUAUGGAUAUUGGGAAUUUAUAUAAGAAUCUCCACAUGCUAUGCUAAGCCUCUGUUCACGCGAAAGGUACAGUUACAACUAAAUUAACCCCGCAUUUAUUAUGAAACUGACUUUAAAGGAUUAAUUACCAAAAAAUAUUGUAAGCCCGAUGCUUCUCUCUUGUCAGUGUAGUCCUCUUGCGGAAAUCCUAAAUCACUUAUGUAUUGAGUUGUUCCUGACGACGAGGCUGUUCGGGUGGAUCUUUUUAAACACUAAACCCCGCAUAAGUUACCUAUGACCAUAAUGAUCCCCACAAACGACCUUGCAUAUAUUAAAAAGCUAUACACUAAUUUACAGGUACGACGGAGUCUCCAGAGUAUAAAUAUCUGCUUGUUUUUGUACUCCUUCUUCAUACUAAACAACCACAAUCGAAUAUGUUCAAGUCAAUCAUCGCUUUAGCUCUUCUCGCAACCGCUACUACUGUCUCUGCAGGAGGUAUGCAAGUCUGCACUGGUAAAGGAGGCUGUAUCGAAAAACAAAUCACCAAGGAUUGUUGCGCUGCUGUCGGCGACCAAAAUGGUAGGUUAUCCACUAUCAACUUAUAACAGUAUUGACACACUGGAAUAGCUUGGUUUGAUGAAUCAAACCAGUUAGUAUAGCUUCAAUUAAAUUUAUCAAUUUCUAACGCUAUAACAGCCAAUGUACUCCAUACUCUAGCGGUGGUAUCAACACUGGUGGUAUGGUCGACUGCUGUGCCAGCAGAGGUGCUGGAAGCCAGGAAGACCAUGAGUUGACCUUAAAAACAUGUUAAAUCGACCCUUAAGAUAUGACAGACCAAUGGGAAAUUGGAAUUUGUAUAUUGACAAAUCUAUAAUUGAUCAGCCAAUUACAUAAAUCAUGACUGAGAUUGUGAGACAUUGUGAUUUUGAAUAUGAACUUGUACAAUGUUAAAUCGAUAACCGAACGGCAAGAGUUGCAAAAAUAGCUAGUGGU
This is a messenger RNA of Wallemia mellicola CBS 633.66, 1443 nucleotides long. RefSeq lists its product as hypothetical. The coding region runs from base 885 to 1055 and encodes 56 amino acids. Lineage: Eukaryota; Fungi; Basidiomycota; Wallemiomycetes; Wallemiales; Wallemiaceae. The transcript is spliced from 2 exons. The record is from RefSeq and is a predicted model, not a curated record.